Messenger RNA from Oncorhynchus kisutch (coho salmon), 3890 nucleotides. RefSeq names its product cAMP-dependent protein kinase type II-beta regulatory subunit-like. The record is from RefSeq and is a predicted model, not a curated record. Gene Ontology annotation, biological process: negative regulation of cAMP-dependent protein kinase activity. Gene Ontology annotation, molecular function: cAMP-dependent protein kinase inhibitor activity; protein kinase A catalytic subunit binding; cAMP binding. The transcript is spliced from 11 exons. Lineage: Eukaryota; Metazoa; Chordata; Actinopteri; Salmoniformes; Salmonidae. Gene Ontology annotation, cellular component: cAMP-dependent protein kinase complex; cytosol. The coding region runs from base 210 to 1436 and encodes 408 amino acids.
AGAGCCAUUUUCAUUCAGCACAUUGAAAGGACUCUCUGCAUUGCAUGGGGAUUAUAAAACAUUCCCCGGGCAAUUAAGCGCAUAUCUCAGUAAAAAGAAAUCUGUAUUUUGUUUUGAGUAGAAUUGAACAGAAUUCUUUCAUUUGUUGGAAGCACAAAGAUAUACGCAAAGAUAUUUUAUUCGUAUUUCUCAUAGAUUUGACAUCAGGAAUGAGUAUAGAAAUUCCUGAAGGAUUGACGGAGCUGUUGCAGAGCUUUACCGUGGAAGUGCUGAGGAAUCAGCCGGGAGAUUUGCUCGAGUUCGCUUUGCAGUAUUUCACCCAACUGAAGGACAGUGAAAUUAGAGGAGCCGCGUUUGGCAAUGACCAAAAUUCGGCCACGAGACCCAGUGGGAAAGCGGUCAAUUUCAUUGAGGAAGCCAUGCAGAUUGAUUCUGAAAAUGGAGAGGAGGAGAGUGACGACGAGGAAUUCACAGCUCCUGUGAUGAGUCGAUUUAUUAGAAGAGCAUCAGUGUGUGCCGAGGCAUUCAACCCUGAUGAAGACGAGGAGGACAAAGAGCAGAGGCUUUCCCAGGUGACCCACCCUAAAACAGACGAGCAGAGGCAAAGACUACAGGAGGCCUGCAGAGAUAUCCUCCUGUUUAAAAACCUGGACCCGGAACAAUUUUCCCAAGUACUUGAUGCCAUGUUUGAGAAGUUCUUUGAGGUAGGAGAGCACAUCAUAGAUCAAGAUGACGAUGGGGAUAACUUCUAUGUCAUAGAAAGAGGGAUAUUUGAUAUCUGCAUGAGGGUUGAUGGCAUUGAGAAGACUGUGGGAGCCUAUGAUAACCGGGGGAGCUUUGGAGAGCUGGCCCUGAUGUACAACACCCCCAGGGCUGCUACCAUCAUAGCCACCUCGCCCGGAGCUCUCUGGUGCCUGGAUCGUCUGACAUUCAGGAGGAUCAUUGUAAAGAACAACGCGUUGAAGAGGAGACUUUAUGAGGAGUUCAUUGAAUCACUUCCAUUCCUUACAUCACUAGAGCUUUCAGAGAGAAUGAAAGUAGUGGAUGUGCUGUCUUCUAAACCAUUCAGCGAUGAAGAACAGAUCAUCUCUCAGGGUGAUCUAGCAGAUUGUUUUUAUAUAGUUGAAUCUGGUCAAGUUAGAAUCACCAUGAAAAGAAGCAGGACGAAAAAAGACCAAGAGGAUGAGGAGGUCGAUAUAGCCACGUGCUCAAGGGGGCAGUACUUUGGAGAACUGGCUUUGGUCACGAACAAACCCAGAGCUGCUUCAGCUUUUGCUGUGGGAAGUGUUAAAUGUUUAGUUAUGGAUGUCCAGGCAUUUGAGAGGUUGCUGGGCCCCUGCAUGGACAUCAUGAAGAGAAACAUUGCAAAUUACGAAGAUCAGCUGGUCACGUUGUUUGGAAAUAGCACCACUGACAUUGAGGGAAAAAACCUAUGAAAUCCAGAAAGGGAAAAAAGACUAAGGGAGAUGCACUAUGAAGAAGAUGUGAAAAACCAGGAUAACACUUUACUUGACACCCAGCAUCAUAACACGUUAUGACAUGGUCAUAAACAUGUCAUAUGUCAUAAUAACAUGGUCAUAAUACUGUCAUGACCCAUAUAGUUACACCUGUUGUGACAUAUAUUGCGUUAUUUUAUGGCUGGUUAUGACACCUACAUCAGAAUGUUUUUGUUUUUUCCCUGCCAAGAAGCUUCCUUUUUUUUUUGUCUCUGUCAUAUUUUUAAAAAAUUGCAGAAAGUGCACUUUAUGACACUGUAAUGAAGCAUUAUGCCCAUCCUGUGUCACUUUAAUCGGACUAAGAAAAUACUCUUUAUGACCCUGUGAAGAAGCAUUAUGACUAUCAUAAUCAUAUACGCCAGAAAGGCCUAUCACGUACAUACAUGCCCUUAUGUCAGUCAUCAGUCAAAAGGGUGUCUUGUCCUGCUCCUGUAUUCAUCUCAGUCAUCAGCACAGAGCAUUGGGUAGGGAUGUCUGACAUCAAUGUGUGGACAGUUACAAUGAUAAUUUAAUAUGGUCAAUUUCAUAAAAUGUUAUAUAACAUAAACAUACUGUUGACAAGUAAGCUUUGGUGUAGUAAUGGAAUGUUUUGCCUUGUGUGGUAGGUUUUGUGGGUUUUAACACUCUUAUGUAGGUGUCAUAACCAGCCAUAAAAUAAUGCAAUAUAUGUCACAACAAGUCUAAAUAUGUGUCAUGACAGUGUUACAGCUGUUAUGACAUAAUGACGCUGGGUGUCAAAUAAAGUUGCCGAAACCAGUGAGUAGUAUUGUUUUCCGUUCAGAAAAUGUGAAACACAGUAUGUUACCAUUAGUGAUUUAGAUAGGGUAAGACAAAAUGUGUACGUUUGAUUCUAGACGACACAAUGGUAUGUUUUAAAGGAUUUUGUCUGGGAGUAAUAUUUUUAUUGAAAGAAAGAUCCGUGUUAAAUCCAAAAUGUAAAUGUUAAUUUGUUCUGUCCUCAACUUUUUCCUCUUAGAUUUUCUACAAGUGUGCAUUUUAUUGAAUUUAUCACAUUUUGACACUGUUUGUAUAAUGAUCACUAUAACGUUAUAGAUGAUAUAUAAAUUGUCCUUUCAAAUAUUCUGAUAUCAUAUUUCAUCAUGUGCCAAAGGCCAUUCAAAUCCUUGGUAGAUUAUGAUGGUGUCAUCAUAACAUCACAGUAAUUAUCGCAUUUCACAGUUAAGAGUUUUUUGUUAAUAAUUUGAUAUUCUCAUGUUGAUGUAUCUUUUAGCAAGGGGGAUCAUGCAUUUAAUAGGAUACAGAACUAGGUCCCUUUGUUUCAACAUGGUGGAAGAAACAAACAAUCUUGUCAUCAGAAAAUAAGGGAAAAAGAGAUCUUCUUUCUACAUCAGAGAAUGUAAAUUUACUUAUGGAAGCAUAGUCCUUUUUUCAUAGCAAAUGUGUCUCCUCAAACAUGUGAUUCAACUCCCUGAACAUGUCUGUGAACAAACUGUAAUACAUUAUUCACUGUGUGCUUUAAGAAACAGUUAAUAAUGCCAUACAUUUGCACAACAAAAUAAUCAUAGUUUUGUAAGAAUAUAAAUACAGUUGGCUGACCAACUUUGAGCUCUUGAAUCCUCUAAGCUGCAGCACUAGACACUAGUUACCAUACCGGUAAUUUGGUAUUUGAACCAUUAUUGUUUUUAAUGAGCUAGUUUAUUUCCUUGUGUUUCUCAUUUUCAAUGUACAACAUUAAUUAUUAAAUGCAACUGUUCUCGUGUGCCAGUGAAACAUAAUAAUAUGCAGUUUUAAGCCAUGACUUCAAGGACAUUGAUAAGAUGUGUCCAAAUGACACCCUAUUUCCUACAUAAUGCACUGCUUUUGACCAAAGCCCUAUGGGCCCUGGUCCAAAGUAGUGCACUAUAUAAGGAAUAGGGUUCCAUUUGGUACACAGCCAUAGUUAUAUUGUAUUUAUUGCUGUCUACCUCUACAUAAAUGGCAAACAACCUGUAACUUUUGGAAAACGUGCACAAUGGUCCCAUGCUUUCUCAAUUAGCAGCCUCUCUCGCUCUCUGUCUCUCAAUUCAACUCAAUUCAAAGGGCUUUAUUGGCAUGAGAAACAUAUGUUUACAUUGCCAAAGCAAGUGAAACAGAUAAUAAACAAAAAUGAAAUAAACAAUCAGAAAUUAGCAGUAACAUUACAUUUACAAAAGUUUCAAAGGAAUAGAGACAUUUAAAAUGUUAUAUUAUGGCUAUGUACAGUGUUGUAACAAUGUGCAAAUAGUUGAAGUACAAAACUGAAAAUAAAUAAACGGAUAAAUAUGGGUUGUAUUUACAAUGGUGUUUGUGAUUCACAGGUUGCCCUUUUCUUGUGGCAACAGGUCACAAAUAUUGCUGCUGUGAUGGAUCACUGUGGUAUUUCACCUAAUAAAAAUGUGAUUUGUUUUCCAAUUC